Messenger RNA from Morus notabilis, 3224 nucleotides. Its product is annotated as leishmanolysin homolog. Gene Ontology annotation, molecular function: metalloendopeptidase activity. The coding region runs from base 437 to 3001 and encodes 854 amino acids. Gene Ontology annotation, cellular component: membrane; cytoplasm. Gene Ontology annotation, biological process: proteolysis; cell adhesion. NCBI's taxonomy places the organism in Eukaryota, Viridiplantae, Streptophyta, Magnoliopsida, Rosales, Moraceae. The transcript has 17 exons. The record is from RefSeq and is a predicted model, not a curated record.
CCACCCCACCCAAUCCAUUUGAUUUUCUUUCCAUCACCUCCUCUUGUUUCUUUCUCCCCCUUCUUCUUCUUCUUCUUCUUCUUGGUCCCUUAACUGUCACUGUUUCUUCACAUUUCUGAAAGAACAGAAAAAGAAAAGCUCUUUCAAAGCUUUUUUUUACUUCUUUUAAUUUCAUUUUCAUCAAUACCAAUUUUUCAACAGUCCGUACGGCACAUUUCGCAUCGCAGCAGGAAGACCCAAUACUCGUUUUCUCUUCCGAAUCGGAAACGGAGGCGAGGGGUUUCUUCGAUUUGUUCUCUCUGAGCUCCGAGAAGUUGUGUUUUUGCUCUAAAAAAUGAGGGAAAGCCAGCGGUUUUUGUUGGUUCUGAAGCCGAUCGGAGAGUCGCCGGCGAUUUGAUGGAAUCGAUGCUGUUGGUGGUAGACUCUUCUACAUUUCAUGGAGGUGAUGGUUCGGUGCACUCCAUGUGCCGUACACAGAUUUGGUGCCAGGUCCCGAUUUGCCGUGGUUGUUCUCGAGAUUGUAUUGAUAUUAGUAUGUUUGGAGGCUACUGAGGCAAAAACAACAGAACACAAGCUACAUUGGCAAGGCCCCGAAACGGGAACUGAAAACAUUGUGUCGCAUUCGUGCAUUCAUGACCAGAUACUCGAGCAAAGAAGGCAGCCCGGUCGAAAGGUGUACACUGUUACCCCACAGGUAUAUGAGGAAUCUGGUAUAGUAAAACCCAUUCACAGGAAAGGGAGGGCGUUGCUUGGUAUUUCUGAGUCAUUAGAGCAACAGAAGGACGCUAAGCAGCCUAUUAGGAUUUACCUAAAUUAUGAUGCUGUUGGCCAUUCGCCCGAUAGAGAUUGUCGCAAUGUUGGUGAAAUUGUGAAGCUUGGAGAGCCUUCCGUGUCUUCUAUUCCUGGAUGUCCUUCUUGUAAUCCUCAUGGAGAUCCUCCGAUCUCUGGUGACUGCUGGUACAACUGCACUUCGGAUGAUAUAGCGGGGGAGGACAAACGGCGUCGCCUUCGCAAGGCUCUAGGGCAGACAGCAGACUGGUUCAGGAGAGCCUUGGCUGUUGAACCUGUCAAAGGGAACUUGAGGUUAAGUGGUUAUUCUGCAUGUGGUCAAGAUGGAGGUGUACAACUGCCGCGUAAAUAUGUUGAAGAGGGCGUUGCUGAGGCAGAUUUGGUUCUGCUGGUGACAACAAGGCCUACCACUGGCAACACACUUGCCUGGGCAGUGGCAUGUGAGCGUGAUCAAUGGGGCCGAGCAAUUGCUGGCCAUGUUAAUGUUGCUCCUCGUCAUUUGACUGCUGAAGCGGAGACUUUACUCUCAGCUACACUCAUACAUGAGGUUAUGCAUGUUCUUGGAUUUGACCCCCAUGCCUUUGCCCAUUUUAGGGAUGAAAGGAAAAGAAGGCGUAGUCAGGUCACAGAACAAGUCAUGGAUGAAAAGCUAGGGCGUACUGUAACACGUGUUGUGCUUCCACGCGUUGUCAUGCACUCACGGCAUCAUUAUGCUGCAUUUUCUGAGAAUUUCACUGGUCUAGAGCUAGAAGAUGGAGGAGGGCGUGGUACAUCAGGUUCACACUGGGAAAAGAGGCUACUGAUGAAUGAGAUUAUGACUGGUUCAGUGGAUACUAGAUCUGUGGUCUCAAAAAUGACACUGGCUUUGCUAGAAGAUAGUGGAUGGUACCAGGCUAAUUAUAGUAUGGCAGACCGCCUUGACUGGGGCCGUAAUCAAGGAACCGAUUUUGUCACCUCCCCUUGCAAUCUCUGGAAGGGCGCUUACCAUUGUAACACAACUCAGUUGUCAGGCUGUACAUACAACAGGGAGGCGGAGGGUUACUGUCCAAUUGUGAGUUAUAGUGGAGACCUUCCCCUGUGGGCCCGCUACUUCCCACAGGCUAACAAAGGUGGACAAUCCUCAUUGGCUGAUUACUGCACCUACUUUGUAGCUUACUCUGACGGAUCCUGUACAGAUGCUAACAGUGCACGAGCACCUGACAGAAUGUUGGGUGAGGUGCGUGGGAGCAACUCAAGGUGUAUGGCCUCAUCAUUAGUGCGGACUGGGUUUGUACGAGGUUCAAUGACUCAAGGAAAUGGUUGUUAUCAGCACAGAUGUGUUAAUAAUUCGUUAGAGGUUGCUGUGGAUGGGAUGUGGAAAGUAUGCCCUGAAGCUGGUGGACCAAUUCAGUUCCCUGGCUUUAAUGGUGAAUUGAUCUGCCCCGCGUACCAUGAACUCUGUAGCACAAACCUACUUCCUGUGUCUGGACAAUGCCCAAAUUCAUGUAAUUUUAAUGGAGACUGUGUUGACGGAAGGUGCCACUGUUUUCUUGGGUUUCAUGGCUCUGAUUGUAGUAAACGUUCUUGUCCUAAUAGUUGUAGUGGACAUGGCAAUUGCCUUUCUAAUGGGCUGUGUGAGUGUGAAAAUGGGUACACUGGUGUUGACUGUUCAACUGCUGUUUGUGACGAGCAAUGCAGCCUUCAUGGAGGGGUUUGUGAUAAUGGAGUCUGUGAAUUCCGUUGCUCCGACUAUGCUGGCUACUCAUGCCAGAACAGCUCCACACUUCUCUCUAGUCUUUCAGUUUGUGAAAAUGUGCUUGAAAGAGAUAUUUCUGGCCAGCACUGUGCACCCACUGAACCUGGUAUACUGCAGCAACUUGAAGAAGUUGUUGUCAUGCCCAAUUACCACCGUUUAUUUCCAGGUGGUGCUAGAAAGCUAUUUAACAUUUUUGGAAGCAGCUAUUGUGAUGCUGCCGCAAAGCGCUUGGCCUGCUGGAUCUCAAUCCAAAAGUGCGAUAAGGAUGGAGACAACAGGCUGCGAGUGUGCCAUUCCGCAUGCCGGUCAUAUAAUUUAGCAUGUGGAGCAUCACUUGACUGCUCCGACCAAACCCUGUUCAGCAGUGAGGAAGAAAGUGAAGGUCAAUGUACUGGCUCUGGCGAGAUGAAACUCUCUUGGGUUAAUCGUUUCCAGAAUAUUUUAUCCUUGAGAGACAAGUCUGUAAAAUAUAGGUAGCUCUAGUGCCAUUGUUUUUCAUUUUUUUCCCCACUUCUGAUUGUAGUUUUGGCUUGUAAUUUUCUAGGGUCUCUUUGUAGGAAAAAAAAAAAAAAAAGGCACGUAAUGCAUGUGUACUAGAUGUAGCUUCCCUUCUGCAUGACCCAAUAAUGAUUAAAAAAAUAUUGGGUUUUGAAGGUUACGAGUUGUGGCAUUCAAAGAUGAAAGCCACUUGUAGAGAAAA